Molecule: messenger RNA, 2761 nt
Organism: Rhinopithecus roxellana (golden snub-nosed monkey)
Lineage: Eukaryota; Metazoa; Chordata; Mammalia; Primates; Cercopithecidae
Gene: HNRNPR
Product: heterogeneous nuclear ribonucleoprotein R
Exons: 11
Coding region: 164-2074 (636 amino acids)
Cellular component (GO): ribonucleoprotein complex; nucleus
Molecular function (GO): mRNA binding
Source: RefSeq, a predicted model, not a curated record
GAAGCAGUUCCGGGAAACCCCGCGUGCUGCCGGGAUCGCGUCUCUGUCCACGAGGGGGGGGAGGGGGUGGCGCGCGCGCCAUUUCUAGUCGUUUUCAAAGCGCCUCGCGCUGAUUCUCACGGGCCCGGCCGCCGGCCCCCGCUCUGCCCUGCAGCAUAAUAAAAUGGCUAAUCAGGUGAAUGGUAAUGCGGUACAGUUAAAAGAAGAGGAAGAACCAAUGGAUACUUCCAGUGUAACUCACACAGAACACUACAAGACACUGAUAGAGGCAGGCCUCCCACAGAAGGUGGCAGAAAGACUUGAUGAAAUAUUUCAGACAGGAUUGGUAGCUUAUGUCGAUCUUGAUGAAAGAGCAAUUGAUGCUCUCAGAGAAUUUAAUGAAGAAGGAGCUCUGUCUGUACUACAGCAGUUCAAGGAAAGUGACUUAUCACAUGUUCAGAACAAAAGUGCAUUUUUAUGUGGAGUUAUGAAGACCUACAGGCAGAGAGAGAAACAGGGGAGCAAGGUGCAAGAGUCCACAAAGGGACCUGAUGAAGCAAAGAUCAAGGCCUUGCUUGAGAGAACUGGUUAUACUCUGGAUGUAACCACAGGACAGAGGAAGUAUGGUGGUCCUCCACCAGACAGUGUGUACUCUGGCGUGCAACCUGGAAUUGGAACAGAGGUGUUUGUAGGCAAAAUACCAAGAGAUUUAUAUGAGGAUGAGUUGGUGCCCCUUUUUGAGAAGGCCGGACCCAUUUGGGAUCUACGUCUUAUGAUGGAUCCACUGUCUGGUCAGAAUAGAGGGUAUGCAUUUAUCACCUUCUGUGGAAAGGAAGCUGCACAGGAAGCCGUGAAACUGUGUGACAGCUAUGAAAUUCGCCCUGGUAAACACCUUGGAGUGUGCAUUUCUGUGGCAAACAACAGACUUUUUGUUGGAUCCAUUCCGAAGAAUAAGACUAAAGAAAACAUUUUGGAAGAAUUCAGUAAAGUCACAGGUUUAACAGAGGGUUUGGUGGACGUUAUUCUCUAUCAUCAACCCGAUGACAAAAAGAAGAAUCGGGGGUUCUGCUUCCUUGAAUAUGAGGAUCACAAGUCAGCAGCACAAGCCAGACGCCGGCUGAUGAGUGGAAAAGUAAAAGUGUGGGGAAAUGUAGUUACAGUUGAAUGGGCUGACCCUGUGGAAGAACCAGAUCCAGAAGUCAUGGCUAAGGUAAAAGUUUUGUUUGUGAGAAACUUGGCUACAACAGUGACAGAAGAAAUAUUGGAAAAGUCAUUUUCUGAAUUUGGAAAACUCGAAAGAGUAAAGAAGUUGAAAGAUUAUGCAUUUGUUCAUUUUGAAGACAGAGGAGCAGCUGUUAAGGCUAUGGAUGAGAUGAAUGGCAAAGAAAUAGAAGGGGAAGAAAUUGAAAUAGUCUUAGCCAAGCCACCAGACAAGAAAAGGAAAGAGCGCCAAGCUGCUAGACAGGCCUCCAGAAGCACUGCGUAUGAAGAUUAUUACUACCACCCUCCUCCUCGCAUGCCACCUCCAAUUAGAGGUCGGGGUCGUGGUGGGGGGAGAGGUGGAUAUGGCUACCCUCCAGAUUACUAUGGCUAUGAAGAUUACUAUGAUGAUUACUAUGGUUAUGAUUAUCACGACUAUCGUGGAGGCUAUGAAGAUCCCUACUACGGCUAUGAUGAUGGCUAUGCAGUAAGAGGAAGAGGAGGAGGAAGGGGAGGGCGAGGUGCUCCACCACCACCAAGGGGGAGGGGAGCACCACCUCCAAGAGGUAGAGCUGGCUAUUCACAGAGGGGGGCACCUUUGGGACCACCAAGAGGCUCUAGGGGUGGCAGAGGGGGUCCUGCUCAACAGCAGAGAGGCCGUGGUUCCCGUGGAUCUCGGGGCAAUCGUGGGGGCAAUGUAGGAGGCAAGAGAAAGGCAGAUGGGUACAACCAACCUGAUUCCAAGCGUCGUCAGACCAACAACCAACAGAACUGGGGUUCCCAACCCAUCGCUCAGCAGCCGCUUCAGCAAGGUGGUGACUAUUCUGGUAACUAUGGUUACAAUAAUGACAACCAGGAAUUUUAUCAGGAUACUUAUGGGCAACAGUGGAAGUAGACAAGUAAGGGCUUGAAAAUGAUACUGGCAAGAUACGAUUGGCUCUAGAUCUACAUUCUUCAAAAAAAAAAAUUGGCUUAACUGUUUCAUCUUUAAGUAGCAUUUUGCUGCCAUUUGUAUUGGGCUGAAGAAAUCACUAUUGUGUAUAUACUCAAGUCUUUUUAUUUUUCCUCUUUUCAUAAAUGCUCUUGGACAUUAUUGGGCUUGCAGAGUUCCCUUAUUCUGGGGAUUACAAUGCUUUUAUCGUUUCAGGCUUCAUUUUAGCUUCAAAACAAGCUGGGCACACUGUUAAAUCAUGAUUUUGCAGAACCUUUGGUUUUGGACAGUUUCAUUUUUUUGGAUUUGGGAUAGAUUACAUAGGAGUAUGGAGUAUGCUGUAAAUAAAAAUACAAGCUAGUGCUUUGUCUUAGUAGUUUUAAGAAAUUAAAGCAAACAAAUUUAAGUUUUCUUGUAUUGAAAAUAACCUAUGAUUGUAUGUUUUGCAUUCCUAGAAGUAGGUUAACUGUGUUUUUAAAUUGUUAUAACUUCACACCUUUUUGAAAUCUGCCCUACAAAAUUUGUUUGGCUUAAACGUCAAAAGCCGUGACAAUUUGUUCUUUGAUGUGAUUGUAUUUCCAAUUUCUUGUUCAUGUAAGAUUUCAAUAAAACUAAAAAAUCUAUUCAAAACAUUACCUAUUUCAAAUUCAA